Molecule: messenger RNA, 3546 nt
Organism: Ochlerotatus camptorhynchus
Lineage: Eukaryota; Metazoa; Arthropoda; Insecta; Diptera; Culicidae
Exons: 3
Coding region: 1-3546 (1181 amino acids)
Biological process (GO): DNA integration
Molecular function (GO): nucleic acid binding; zinc ion binding
Source: RefSeq, a predicted model, not a curated record
AUGCUGGGUCCAGCUGCUGGUGCUGCUGCAGCUGCGCCACCCAAUUUUAGAAUGGAUCCAUUCGAUAAGAAGAAGCUCAAAUGGUCGCGUUGGGUGGAACGGUUGGAAACAGCUCUUUCUAUCUACGGGGUUGCGGAUGUAGAGAUGCGAAGGAAUUUAUUGCUGCAUCAUAUGGGACCGGAGUCUUAUGAUGUCAUUUGCGACAAACUUGCACCCGCAUCCCCACGAACGAAAACUUUCCAGGAGAUUGUGCAAUUGAUGGAAGCCUAUUACAACCCGCAGCCGUUGGAAAUUUCCGAAAACUACCGUUUCAAUUGUCGGCGACAAGGUGAUAAAGACGCGGUUUCGGCGGAGGAGACAGUAGACGAAUACUUGGUGGCCUUGCGUAGAAUAGCCAUCACAUGUAAUUUCGAUCAGUAUCUCGAGAAGGCCCUACGAAAUCAGUUGGUUUUUGGAAUUAAGAGGAAUGAUAUUCGCAGCCGGUUGCUCGAAAAGCGGAAUCUUACUCUACAGGAUGCUCGAGACAUUGCUGUAGGCAUGGAGCUGUCCCGCAAAGGAGGAGCUGAAAUUGAAGGACAAUUUGUCAGGAGUGAUGUUCAUGUAGUUCACCGUCAACCGGAAAAGAAGAAAGUACAUAAAGACAGCGCUAAUGAUUCGGAAAAAAGUUGCUAUCGGUGUGGAGCAAAGUCGCACCUGGCGAACGUGUGUAAACACAAAGACACGGAGUGUUUGUUUUGCAAACAAACCGGACACCUUGCCAGGGUGUGCAUGCAGAAAACGAAAUCGGGCCAAUCCGCGUAUAAAAAUAAAUCGGCUCAAUCCAAUUAUGUUGAUCACACCGCGAAUGCUGAUAACAACGACGAGGUAAAAGUGCAGGAAGUGUGCGUCGUGGAUAAAACGUCGGGAAACGAAAAGUUUUGGUUCCAAGUACGCGUAAACAAAGUGGACAUGAAGUUUGAAGUCGAUACGGGAUCGCCGGUCAGCAUAAUCAAUGAGUGGUUUCGGGACAAAUACUUUUCAAAUGUGUGUUUACGGAAAAGUGAUUUGAGCCUCGUGAGCUACUGUGGCACCAGCAUACCUGUGCUGGGAGUGCUUGAUAUGGUUGUGGAAGUUCAGCACCAAUCGGUGGAGCUGCCGCUGUACGUCGCGAAAUCGGAUAAACAUCCAUUACUCGGUCGCGAAUGGUUGAAAGAAUUGCCAGUUGACUGGAAUACAGUGCUUCAAAACCCGAAUGUGGUGAAUGUACUCGCUGCUACGAUGUCCUGUCAAAAUGCUGCGUUGGGAAAAGUACUGGAUAAAUAUCCAAAAGUCUUCGAAGAGAAAAUCGGAAAAAUAUCGAGUGUCCAAGCUAAAUUGCCGUUGAAGGAGAAUGCUAAACCAGUGUACCUUAAAGCGCGAAAAAUACCGUUCAGUCUGCAAAAGAUCGUGGAAAUGGAACUGGAUAAGCUGGUUGCGGAAGGAGUGCUGACAAAAGUGAACCAAAGCAACUGGGCCACACCAAUAGUACCAGUAAAAAAGUCGCUGAACCGUGUUCGCAUAUGUGGCGACUAUAAGCAAACAGUGAACCUGAGCUUGGUGGUGGAUAAGCAUCCACUUCCCACAGUCGACGAGUUAUUUGCUUCACUUGCUGGUGGACAGAAAUUUACUAAAAUCGAUCUCGUUCAGGCAUACUUGCAGAUGGAGGUGGCUCCAGAGGAUAGGGAAAUUCUUACUUUAAGUACCCAUCGUGGCCUGUACCGUCCGAACCGGUUGAUGUAUGGUGUGGCAUCCGCCCCUGCGAUCUGGCAAAGGCAGGUGGAGGCCAUACUACAGGGAAUUGAUGGCGUAGGGGUAUUCCUGGACGAUAUUAAGAUUACUGCUUCUGACGAUAAAUCACACCUAGUUCGGCUAGACGAAGUUCUCCAGCGGUUGGACAAAUGCGGAAUCAGCGUGAACAAAGACAAGUGCGUUUUUUUUGCAGACCAGAUUGAGUACUGUGGGUACUUAAUUGACAAGGAGGGAAUUCACAAACUUCGAGAGAAAGUGGAUGCUGUUCAAGGUAUGCCGCAUCCAAAGAACAGAGAUGAGGUAAGAUCAUUCAUUGGAUUGGUCAAUUAUUAUGGCCGGUUCUUCAAGAACCUAAGUACAGUAUUGUAUCCCUUGAACAAUUUACUUAAAAACGAUGUAGCGUUCAACUGGAACAAAGAAUGUGAGCAAUCGUUUUUGAAGGUCAAGGAACUCAUACAGUCCGGCAAUACGGAUGCGGAGGAUACAAUCGAAGAGACUGAUGUCAUUGAGAUGAAUCAGAUUGACACAUUGCCACUAACUGCUGCUGAGUUAGCCCAAGCUACUUCCGAAGAGUCAUCACUGCGGGUCCUAAUCCAAGGCCUCAAAUAUGGGCAAACUGUUGAACCAAAGGACCGGUUCGGAGUGGAUCAAAAUGAAUUUUCUCUCCAGAAUGGUUGUUUGCUACGAGGAAUUCGUGUCUACGUCCCACCAAACCUCAGAAGACGAGUGCUUGAAGAACUUCAUAGCGCUCACUUCGGUAACACACGUACCAAAUCAUUGGCUAGAGGCUACUGCUGGUGGGUUGGAAUUGACCGGGAAAUAGAAGAGAUGAUUGCAAACUGUGCAGACUGUCAGGCAGUGCGAGCUGAACCAGCCAAGAUGACAUUACAUUGCUGGGAGCCACCAACGGAGCCAUUUCAAAGGGUCCACGUUGAUUUCGCUGGACCAUACUUGGAUACGUAUUUCUUCAUCUACGUGGACGCGUACAGCAAGUGGCCAAUCGUGAUGAUUUGUAAGUCUAUAACUGCUGAAAACACUAUCAACAUGUGUCGAGACAUUUUUGCUACCUACGGCAUACCGUCAGUACUGGUGAGUGACCACGGAGUUCAAUUCACUGCAGCAACAUUUCAGCGGUUUUUACAAAUGAACGGCGUUAUCCACAAGAUGGGCGCACCAUACCACCCUGCAACAAAUGGACAAGCGGAACGUUACGUUCAAACGAUCAAACAUAAGCUGAAGGCAUUGAAGUGUUCAAAGGCGGAGAUGAAUUUGGAGCUGUCAAACAUUUUAUUGACCUACCGGAAAAUGAUUCAUCCGGCCACCGGUAAGUCACCUUCGAUGCUUGUGUUCGGUCGCCAACUACGAUCGAGAUUGGAUUUGCUGUUGCCGAAGAAUGAGUCAAAAGGAAACAAGAAUUACGUCGUUCGUCAGUUCCAUGAUGGUGAUUCGGUGCGUGUCAGAGACUUUUUGUCCAACGAUAAAUGGAAGUUUGGGAAAAUUGUCGAGAAGGUUGGGAAGUUACGUUACAGCGUUCGUCUGAACGAUGGCAGAAUCUGGGAACGCCACAUUGAUCAUAUUGCUGGAGUUGGAGCCAAUCUACAAGGAAAAUCGUUGGAUACCGUUAGAAACGAGGUAGCCGUUGAACGGUAUAUGCCGGUAACUGAAUCGUCUGCUUCGAUGAACUCUCCUGCAAGGUCUGUAGUAUCGGAAGAAGAAAUUGUAGGUACCACACCGAUGACCGUCAAACUGUUGAAGGUAACAGUAGUAGCAUGCCCCUAA